Messenger RNA from Amaranthus tricolor (Joseph's coat), 2158 nucleotides. Its product is annotated as probable eukaryotic translation initiation factor 5-1. Bases 530 to 1873 code for a protein of 447 amino acids. Gene Ontology annotation, cellular component: cytosol. Gene Ontology annotation, biological process: translational initiation; formation of cytoplasmic translation initiation complex; formation of translation preinitiation complex. The transcript is spliced from 2 exons. Gene Ontology annotation, molecular function: eukaryotic initiation factor eIF2 binding; GDP-dissociation inhibitor activity; translation initiation factor activity. The record is from RefSeq and is a predicted model, not a curated record. NCBI's taxonomy places the organism in Eukaryota, Viridiplantae, Streptophyta, Magnoliopsida, Caryophyllales, Amaranthaceae.
CCGGAAAGACGGGUCAUGGGCCACAAAAAAAAUAAGUGACCACAUUCUAUUUCAUGACUUAAAAAUUUAUCAUUCACAUAAAAAAAAUCAAAACGUAUAGAGAUCGAAAAUGCUUGGAUAUAAAUAAGACGAAAGCUGAAAACAAGGACACAAUACCCUUGCUUUUGUACCGCCGCUACGUUACUUCUUGCAAUCAUCUCACCUUCUUUCCUCUUCUCCCGAUUAACUGGACUUGGCGUUUGCCCUGCUGUAACUGCAGUUCGCAAAAGUGGAGUUUGAAUCUUUUUUUAUGUCUGAACGAGCCUCUUUCUUCUUGUUAUCAAUUGGCUUGCUUGGAGAAUAUUGCCCCACGUCCAGAAAAAAGCAUAGUCAUAUCUCAGCAAAGACAACUUGUAUGCAUAUUGAUAAUAUUAAGGGUUAUUCUCUUGAUCAUCGGGGUUACAAUUUUAUGCACUUUUCUGUCCUUCCAGUAUCAGUCCUUGCUUCCACUGCCUCUUAACAGACUCUAGCUCAAACAUCAGGGGGCAAUAUGGCAUUGCAGAACAUUGGUGCUGGAAACCGUGAUGAUGCCUUCUACAGGUAUAAGAUGCCAAAGAUGAUAACAAAAAUUGAAGGUCGAGGAAAUGGCAUUAAAACCAACAUAGUCAACAUGGUCGAUAUUGCUAAGGCUUUGGCUAGGCCUGCUGCCUACACCACCAAAUACUUUGGUUGUGAGCUCGGUGCUCAAUCAAAAUUUGAUGAGAAGACAGGAACUUCAGUUGUCAAUGGAGCUCAUGACACAAGCAAACUUGCUGGACUUCUUGAAAUUUUCAUCAAGAAAUAUGUUCAGUGCUAUGGGUGUGGCAAUCCUGAGACAGAAAUUCUAAUUACCAAGACUCAGAUGAUACAAUUGAAAUGUGCUGCUUGUGGAUUUGUAUCAGAUGUGGAUAUGAGGGACAAGAUCACGACCUUCAUUCUUAAGAAUCCACCUGAAGUGAAGAAAUCAGCCAAGGACAAGAAGGCUAUGAGGAGGGCGGAAAAGGAGCGUCUCAAGGAAGGGGAAGCUGCUGACGAGGAGCAGAAGAAAUUGACGAAAAAGGACGCAUCGAAGCAAAAGAAGUCUUCCAAAGAAGGUGCAUCUAAGUCUAUCAAGAAGAAGAACCAUGGGUCUGAUGAGGAACAUUCUCCUACUGGAAGCCAGGCAGGUGAUAAUGAACCUGUUCAAGUCGUUGAAGAAGAAGAUGACGAGGAUGAUGUUCAAUGGCAGACUGACACAUCUAUGGAGGCAGCUCAGAAAAGGAUAAAGGAGCAGCUAAGUGCUGUGACAGCCGACAUGGUUAUACUCUCGACUGAGGAGAAUUCUACUCGUAAGAAGUCGCCACCUUGUAAUCCAGAACACGUGGUCAAAGAAACAAAUGGCACUCUUGCUGCUGACUCACAUGAAACUCUUGUCAAGGACUUGAAGGAAUACCUGAAGACAGGAUCGACCGCAAGCCAGCUGAAAAACCACUUAUCCUCCUGCUCUGGAACAACCCAAGAGGUUGGAAAUGCUCUGUUUGAGGCUCUCUUUGGCGAUGUUCAGAAGGGUUUUGCAAAAGAAGUGAUAAAGAAAAAGAACUAUGUUGUUGCUGCCCUAGCUUAUGCUGAUGGUUCACAGGAAGUCUUGCUUCAUGCCAUUGAAUCUUUCUGUGGUAAAGCAAGUUCCGAUGCUGUCAAAGAGGUGGCAAUUGCUCUAAAGCAUCUGUAUGAUGCCGAUGUGCUGGAGGAAGAGGCCAUAGUUGAGUGGUACAAGAAGGGUACAACCGGUAACAACCAGAGCGCCCCGAUCUGGAAGCAUGUCAAGCCUUUUGUCGAGUGGCUCCAGAGUGCCGAGUCUGAGUCUGAAGAGGAGUAAAUUUUUAUUAUUUCCUAUGUUUACUUCAAUUUUCAAUAUUGAGCUGCUACUACUUAGCUGGAAAAUUUGGUAGUUUGCCGGACUCUUUCAUAGUCUGAUGAAUUGUUGAUGUGUCUGUGUGUUGUUAUUUGUUGUGUAACUUUGUGUUGCAGACCAAAUCUUCAAUUUGGUGGUGUUUUGAUAUUAUUGUUAUGAACAAUUUGUUGGUUUGAAUUCUGUUUCUUGGAGUCCUUUUUAAUCGGUGAAUUUUUUGUUCAAUGAUAUGAUAUGAUAUAUUUGCUACUA